This is a messenger RNA of Drosophila willistoni, 1039 nucleotides long. RefSeq names its product probable oligoribonuclease. Gene Ontology annotation, molecular function: nucleic acid binding; 3'-5'-RNA exonuclease activity. NCBI's taxonomy places the organism in Eukaryota, Metazoa, Arthropoda, Insecta, Diptera, Drosophilidae. Bases 89 to 730 code for a protein of 213 amino acids. The transcript is spliced from 2 exons. The record is from RefSeq and is a predicted model, not a curated record. Gene Ontology annotation, cellular component: mitochondrion.
AUUACGCUCAUAUGUUUAGAAAGUUGUGAUGCCAGACUGUUUGCCAACGGUUUUAUUUAAAACUAAACAUGAAAAUGUAUUAAAUUAAAUGAAAAAGCAGCAAAGCCGGCUAACAAAGAUUACUGUCCGUGCCACUGGACUAAUUCAAGUUAAUAAUAUGACGACUGCAAAUGCAUGUGAUCAAAAAGGCGGCAAAAAUACUUAUAUGGUCUGGAUGGACCUGGAAAUGACAGGACUUGACAUACAAAAGGAUAAAAUAUUGGAGGUCUCAUGCUUGAUAACGGACAAGGAUUUGAACAUUCAAUCAAACGGACUUUCAUUUGCCAUUAAUCACCCCCAGGAAGUUUAUGAGCAAAUGAACGAAUGGUGUAUAAAGCAACAUUACGCAUCCGGACUGGUGGACAGCUGUAAAAAGUCGACCGUAACGCCAGAAGCUGCGGAGGACUUGAUUUUAACUUAUCUAAAACAGAAUAUACCAGAAAAGACAUGCGUACUGGCCGGCAACUCGGUAUACAUGGAUCGAUUAUUUCUAUAUAAAUAUAUGCCCAUCGUCAAUAAAUACCUGCACUAUCGUAUAGUCGAUGUGUCCACCAUCAAGGAAUUAGCCCGCCGAUGGAAUCCGGAUAUAAUAGAAAAAGCUCCCAAAAAGGCCUUUGCUCAUCGAAGUCUGGAUGACAUCAAGGAUAGCAUUGCAGAGCUGAAAUUCUACAAGGAGCACUUGUUCAAGUAAACAUAUGAUAAACUUUCUGAAUAUUAUAUAACACCUCAGGAUUAUUUCGUAAAAAAUAUCAAAGAAGACAACUUCGGCAUAGUCGGAGAGACUGUCAUGCCUAUAUGAACUCGUCUCGUCGUGCUCAUCGAGAAUAUAUAUACUUUAUAAGGUCACAAAGAUUCAAAAAAUUGUAUAGUAGAUUUCUUCAAUUUGUUAGAUAAAGUUGUAUAUAUAUAAUUGUGUUUUUGCUUUAAUUAGUUCGAAUAUGUAAGCAGAAACAAAACUCUAUGAUUACAAAUAAAAAUACGAUAGCUAUAAAGAACUCGA